GUUUUCUUUUUUGUGUCAACAUCUGCAGCAGUUUUUGUGUUCUUUGACACUUUGGGCUCUAAAUGCGAGCUGCUUACCAACAAACAAAACAAGACAAAGAUCUACUUGGUGGGUAACCAUCAAAGCAAUCAACUCAAUAAAGAUGCUCUAAAGAAGGUAGCAACCAAGUUGGGCUUAACUAACAGCAACAUCCUUUUGAAGGCUAAGCACAUGAAUGAUGCAGACUUUGUCAAAACCCUGCGAAAAACAGUCAACAAUGUUGUUGAGAACACAAAGAUGAAGAUGGGAAUCGAGCAGAUGGCUAACAUUGCCCAUGAACUGGGAAUCUGGGUUGAUGAAGACUCUUCAGAGUGCCAGGCUGCAAAGAAAAAUGCAGAUGCCAUCACUGCAGAAGUUCAAAUAUCCUUCAAUACAAAGAAGCUCAGUUACCCUUGCAAGGCCAAAUAUGGAAAGAAUUGACUUGUUUAGAGAAGGAAGAAUUUCGGCUUCGAAAAGUUGGAUCUGAGAACAUAGAAAAAUACAAAAGUGAUCUUCAAGUACAGAAAACAAAACUUAGGGAAAAACAGAACUCUUAUGACAUGUCAAAUGCAAUGACAUGUUUCAUCAACGCAAUAUCGAGCCCAGGGAUAGAAAGGGGUUAUUUCCUGAAAUGGAUGCGAAUGAACCUUGAUAACGUGUCCCGAGAAAAACUCUCUGGUCUCAGGGAGCAGUACAAAGAAAAAUGCAAAGAUUCUGAGAACAAAGAGGAAAUCAAAGACAUUGACAAACAACUGUCCAACAGCUCACUGGGGACACAGACCACAGAAACAGACCAAUCACGUAAACAAUUACAGCAUCUGCCCAAACUUUGUGCAGAGUUGUUACUUGAUGGAUUUCCUCUAGAGCUUGUAGAUGGAGAUGCAUCCAACAUACCUCUCCGAUGGGUGAGUGACGUUCUCUCUAAGCUGAAUGACUUGGUGUCUCCUAAGAACAAGAUACUGGUAGUCACAGUCCUUGGAGUUCAGAGCACAGGAAAGUCCACUCUCCUCAACACCAUGUUUGGAGUGCAGUUUGCAGUCAGCAGUGGGCGAUGCACUCGAGGUGCCUUCAUGUUGCUCAUCAGAAUCAAUGAAAAUGUUAGAAAAGUGCUUAACUGUGAAUUUAUGGUGAUCAUUGACACGGAGGGCUUGAAGUCACCAGAGCUUGCACAACUGGACAAUAGCCAUGAGCACGACAAUGAGCUUGCAACACUUGUUGUGGGGCUGAGUGAUAUCACCAUCAUCAAUAUUGCAAUGGAGAAUUCCACAGAAAUGAAGGACAUCUUACAAAUAGUUGUGCAUGCUUUCCUCAGGAUGAAAGAGGUUGGCAAACGGCCCAAAUGUCAGUUUGUUCACCAGAAUGUGUCAGAUGUUUCAGCCCAUGAGAAGAACUUACGAGACAGGAAACUGCUCUUGCAACAGUUAAAUGAGAUGACCCAGGCAGCAGCCAAAAUGGAAAAGAAAGAGGAGAACAAGAGCUUCACCGAUGUGAUGGAGUACAGUCCAGACACUGGGAACUGGUACAUUCCUGGACUCUGGAAUGGAAACCCGCCAAUGGCACCAGUCAAUGCAGGCUACAGUGAAGCUGUAUAUGAACUCAAGAAGAACAUAAUCCAAAUUUUGGGAAGUUGUGAUUCAUCUGCUAAUGAUAUCUUGGAGUUUACAGAGUGGAUGAAAAGCCUGUGGAAUGCAGUAAAGCAUGAAAACUUCAUCUUCAGCUUCAGAAACAGCCUGGUGGCUGAUGCAUACAUGAGACUGUGCACAGAAUUCAACAAAUGGGAAUGGGAAUUCAGAAAAGAAAUGUACACAUGGGUGACAAAAUCCGAAACAAGAAUUUCUAACUACGGUACAGUUGCUGUGAAAUCUGAGGUAUCUGACAUGAAAGUUCUUCUCACACACUUGAAAAGUGAAGCUUGCACAAUGUUGUCUAAAUGGGAGACAAAACUCCUUGACAAUUUAACUACUUCAAGCAAACAGAGGGCCAUGUCUAUUUAGUUGAACAAUUCAGAGAGGACUUUGCAAACAGUGCAAAAAGCCUUCGGCAAGAAAUGGAGCGCUCUGUACUUAAUCAGCUCACAGCAGCAGCUGACAUCAGACAGGGAAUGGCAGAACUUGAUA
Messenger RNA from Etheostoma spectabile (orangethroat darter), 2135 nucleotides. RefSeq names its product interferon-induced very large GTPase 1. The transcript has a single exon. The coding region runs from base 579 to 2012 and encodes 477 amino acids. Gene Ontology annotation, molecular function: GTPase activity; GTP binding. The record is from RefSeq and is a predicted model, not a curated record. NCBI's taxonomy places the organism in Eukaryota, Metazoa, Chordata, Actinopteri, Perciformes, Percidae.